Molecule: messenger RNA, 1666 nt
Organism: Pollicipes pollicipes
Lineage: Eukaryota; Metazoa; Arthropoda; Thecostraca; Pollicipedomorpha; Pollicipedidae
Product: mediator of RNA polymerase II transcription subunit 27
Exons: 2
Coding region: 92-1006 (304 amino acids)
Biological process (GO): regulation of transcription by RNA polymerase II
Cellular component (GO): mediator complex
Molecular function (GO): transcription coactivator activity
Source: RefSeq, a predicted model, not a curated record
CCUUGAUGCGCCGGUAUCGAGCGAUCGGUACAUCACAGACCGGCCCCAGUCGUUGUGGUCCUAGUUAUUUGAUUUUGGAGGUGGCACCACCAUGGCGGAGAAGACAAUUGAGUCACUGUCCAAGGCACUGGGCUGCGUGCAGCAACUGCGCACCAGCGUAUGCGAUGUUUUCCGCUACCUGGCUGAGGGCAAUGCUGAACCAUGCGAUGACGACGCCCAACGCAAGCAGUACGUGGUCGGCCUGAAGGAGACACUGAACGUGGUGACCCGCAAGCUGCAUGACGUGGAGGAGGGUGUUAAUGUGCUGUCUAUGCCACCCAACACUUUUCAGUUGGGCAACACGGGCCAGCUGAGUCAUGACCCGACGCAGGACAUGCAGCUGCUGUAUGGCCAUCUGCUCGACAGCUACAAGUGGACGGAGAAGGUGCGGGACUAUGCCUCGUUUGCCAGCCCCGUGUGGUCGCAGAACGGCGUCAAGCGCUCGCAGAACCUGGUGGUGAAGAAGCGGCGGCUACAGAUGCAGACGAGCCACUGCCAGCCGCAGCAGCACGUGGACGCCAUCUUGAACACGAUCGGGCGGAGCUUCAUGGACAUGGGGCUGCUGAUCAGCCGGCCUUGCGGUGCCAACUCGGCCGUCGUGCAGGUCACGCUCGACCGCGUCCUGCAGGCCGUCAUCACCUUCAAAGGCCUGCUCAUCGAGUGGGUGAUGAUCCGCGGCUACGACGAGCCCAUGUCCACCGAGGACGGCCGCGUCGACCUCUGGACGCCCUCCGACUACCACGUCUUCCGCAAGGUGUCUGAGAACGCGCAGGCCGCCAUGGUGCACUACUACGGCCCGCUGCACCCCGAGUUCUCAGCGCGUUCGUACUUGACCUGGAUCCACAGCUACGUGAACCUAUUCUCGGCGCCUUGCGUCAAGUGCGGCAGCCGCCUGCAGAACGCCAUGCCGCCCACGUGGCGCGACUUCAAGUCGCUGCAGCCCUACCACGAGGACUGCAAGUCCUGAGCGUCCGCUGUUCUCCGGACGCGGGCGCGCGCGCCGAGGCCGGCGUGGCGUACGCCGUGAGCUGGGUCGGUGACUGCGGCGGAGCUGCGAGGGUGCGAGUGAUGACCGGCCUGCCAGCUGAGACGGGGCUGUGAGGGCGCGGCGAUGGCCACUGAGGCGGGGCUACGCUGCGGCCCGCCGCCGGUGAGACGCGGCGGACUGGCGUCGGUAACGGCGGCCUGUGUGAUGACCUCCGGUCACCCUGGUGUCACGAUCGCCAUCGCUGCCUCCGGGGUCAGCGCCGCCUGCGGAGACCAGGUGACCUGGCGGCACGGCGCGGUCACCGCGCGGUGGGAUCUCGCUGAUGAAACAGUCCCCGAAGCCGAGUGCACCUCGACGUGCCGGCUGGCCCCGGCAUCGCCACCGUGCCGGGUCACGUGCUCAGGGUGCUCAAUAGCGACAGUAGUCGAGGUGGUUGUUUGCCGGACUGGACGCUGGUUCAGGGCAUGGCAUACUCGUGUGACAGCUUGGCAAGCUGUGCCCAGCUGGCGCCGCCUCUGGUGGGAAGUGUUCAUCUCCGAAGCAUGCAGGCAGCAGCAGGGAUCGUUGGUUCUCUGCACGCCGGCAUCAUGGUCCUAUGAGUUUGUAUGCAUCAUCUGUCAUCAAUAUAAUGUAAACAAG